Molecule: messenger RNA, 2304 nt
Organism: Colletotrichum destructivum
Lineage: Eukaryota; Fungi; Ascomycota; Sordariomycetes; Glomerellales; Glomerellaceae
Product: Putative aspartate/glutamate/uridylate kinase, aspartate kinase, ACT domain, CASTOR, ACT
Exons: 6
Coding region: 547-2079 (510 amino acids)
Biological process (GO): L-homoserine biosynthetic process
Cellular component (GO): cytosol
Molecular function (GO): aspartate kinase activity
Source: RefSeq, a predicted model, not a curated record
GACCAAUCUGUAGUGACUCUGCAGUAGCAUUGGGCAUUGGACAUUGGAUUCGGUAGGGUAGUCGAAUAAGACGCGGGCCCGCCUCCGAUGUUCCGGAAACGCAGAAAUUGGUCGCUGCACACUUGCACAGGCGCCGCCGAUUUCGUCGCUCCACACAUCCCACUUUCGUCCCAACUCAGCAUCUUGGUUCCGGUCUAAUCCAGUCCACCACUGCUACCACGACCACUUUCACCUUUGGACAGAGCGAUUCCACCGCAUUCGAGGCGCGAAUCCUCUCCUUUAAUUCUCUGGGUCCAUCAGUCGUACGAACAAACAGCCUUCUCCUUCUGUCUGUUGCCUCGCACACUAGUCGUGUGGCACGUCUCACAAAAGAUACCCCAGUGGAGGGUUGGCGACCCCAGUUUGACCGUCGCCAUUCUUUUUUUUUUUUUCCCGCACCUCUCAAACAUAGUGCCCCUCAUCCCGCUGUGUCUUUCUGAGUAGAGUCACAUUCACUCAUACCCGAAACGAGCCACUUUCGGCUUCGCGCAGAGCCAUUGAGGCAUCAUGAGCAGUCAAUCGAUAGGGAACACCUCCAGCAAUGGCUGGGUGGUACAAAAAUUCGGUGGCACCAGUGUCGGAAAGUUUCCUGACAAGAUCGCUACGGAUAUUGUCCGGGCGAGUCUUUCAAAGAACAAGGUUGUCGUCGUCUGCUCGGCGAGAAGCACAGGCAAGAAGGUCGAGGGCACCACCAGCCGGCUUCUUGGUGUUUUUAAUAAGCUCAAGGGCAUUGCUGCCCCCACGAGCGCCGAAGAGGCGCAAAAUGAACUCAUGAACCAGGCGAAUGGCCUGAUUGACGACAUCUGCAAAGACCAUGUUUCAGCAGUCAAGACUUUCCUAACCAACCCGGAACUGCAGGCAUCUCUGGAGCAGGAGAUUCGUGACGAGUGCCAGGAGCUGGUCGAGUACAUUGUAGCGGCCAGAAGAUUCAACCUCGAAGUGAACUCAAGGUCCAAGGACCGUUGCAUCAGCUUUGGAGAGAAACUCAGCUGCAGAUUUAUGGCCGCGCUAUUGAAGGACCUGGGUGUCGCAGCAGAAUAUGUGGAUCUGAGCGACGCGUUCCACUAUGACGCCACUGGUCGUUUGGACCAGAGCUUCUAUCAAGAGGCCGCUGCCGUGCUGCGGAAAAAGAUCACUGCCUGCGAGGACCGGGUUCCCGUGAUUACUGGCUUCUUUGGGAACGUCCCGGGCAGUCUGAUUGACGGCGACAUUGGCCGAGGAUACACUGAUCUCUGCGCGGCGCUAUGCGCUGUCGGUCUCAAGGCUGAUGAGCUUCAGGUGUGGAAGGAGGUUGACGGAAUCUUCACCGCCGACCCGACAAAGGUCCCUACAGCACGCCUGCUGCACUCCAUCACACCGUCCGAGGCUGCGGAGCUGACGUUCUACGGCUCCGAGGUCAUCCACCACUUGACCAUGGACCAGGUCAUCCACGCCUCUCCCCCUAUCCCCAUCCGCAUUAAGAACGUCAAGAACCCUAGAGGGGUUGGCACCAUCGUCGUUCCCGAUCCUGUACUCACGGCCGGCCACCAGAUUCAGCGGUCGCAGCCAUCGGAUCCCUCGUUGAUCCAGAAGCCGAAGCGGCCGACGGCUGUCACGAUCAAGGACAAGAUCUCCGUCAUUAACGUGCACUCAAACAAGCGAUCCAUCUCCCACGGUUUCUUCGCCAAGGUGUUCUCUAUCCUCGACAGCAACCAGAUCUCCGUCGAUCUUAUCUCCACCAGUGAGGUCCAUGUGUCCAUGGCUAUCCACGCCGGCAACUCGGAGGGUAGCAGCUUUGACAAAGCGCGUCUUGAGUUGGAGGAUUGCGGCGAUGUCAGCGUGCUUCACGACAUGGCCAUUCUGAGUCUAGUUGGUGCGGAGAUGAAGAACAUGAUUGGUAUUGCCGGACGUAUGUUCUCCACGCUCGGCGAGCACAAUGUCAACCUGGAAAUGAUUUCACAGGGUGCCAGCGAGAUCAACAUCUCUUGUGUUAUCGACGCUCGCGAUGCCACCCGCGCCAUGAACAUUCUGCACACGAAUUUGUUCACUUUCCUCGACUAGACAAUGAGCGUAUCGCCUGACAGCUGUGCGCUGUUCAUCUUGUGCAUUGCAUAGAAAUUCGACUUCAAGACCAGAAAUCAUAUUGCUUUUCGCUCAUCUGUAUGGUCAUUUGGAACGGAGCACGAAAUUGCACACUGGAGCAAGGGGAAAAGGGGUCAAUAAUGAAGAGCAUAGGCUGAAGAAGUGCGUCUUGCUCAGAUUUAGCUUGACGCACAUGUUAAAUUA